GAAAGAUAACAUCGGAGGCAAGAGGCGUUUUAACACCUCUCUGAAAGUCAACUGCCUCCCGAGUGCAUUCCUUGCCCUGAAGCUGACUCCUUUGGCUGUGGGACAGGGUGAUGCCCAAAACGCAUCACUUCUCAAGAAUUGGAUCAUGAACAACUUUAUCCUCCUAGAAGAACAGCUCAUCAAGAAAUCGCAACAAAAGAGAAGAACUUCUCCCUCCAACUUUAAAGUCCGCUUCUUUGUUUUAACCAAAACCAGCCUGGCAUACUUUGAGAACCGUCAUGGGAAGAAGCGCACAUUGAAAGGCUCCAUUGAACUCUCCCGAAUCAAAUGUGUCGAGAUUGUGAAAAGUGACAUUAGUAUCCCGUGCCACUAUAAAUAUCCAUUUCAGGUUGUGCAUGACAACUACCUCCUGUAUGUGUUUGCUCCAGACCGUGAGAGCCGGCAGCGCUGGGUUCUGGCCCUUAAAGAAGAAACAAGGAAUAAUAACAGCUUGGUGCCCAUGUAUCACCCUAAUUUCUGGAUGGAUGGACGGUGGAGGUGCUGUGCUCAGCUGGAGAAGCUCGCAGUGGGCUGUGCCCAGUACGAUCCGACCAAGAAUGCUUCAAAGAAGCCUCUUCCUCCUACUCCUGAAGACAACAGGCGAUCGCUCCAGGAACCUGAAGAAACCCUUGUCAUUGCCUUGUAUGACUACCAAACGAAUGAUCCACAGGAACUCAUGCUGCAACGCAAUGAGGAGUACUACCUGCUGGACAGUUCCGAGAUUCACUGGUGGAGAGUGCAGGACAGGAAUGGGCAUGAAGGAUAUGUACCAAGCAGUUAUCUUGUGGAAAAAUCUCCAAAUAGCCUGGAAACCUAUGAGUGGUACAAUAAGAGUAUCAGCCGAGACAAAGCUGAAAAACUUCUUUUGGACACAGGCAAGGAAGGAGCUUUCAUGGUGCGAGAUUCCAGGACUCCAGGAACAUACACCGUGUCUGUUUUCACUAAAGCCAUUGUAAGCGAGAACAACCCCUGUAUAAAGCAUUAUCACAUCAAGGAAACUAAUGACAACCCCAAGCGAUAUUAUGUAGCUGAAAAGUAUGUGUUUGACUCCAUCCCUCUCCUCAUCAAUUACCACCAACACAAUGGAGGAGGUCUGGUCACUAGACUCCGGUACCCAGUUUGUUCCUGGAGGCAGAAAGCUCCGGUCACGGCAGGACUGAGAUAUGGGAAAUGGGUGAUUGAUCCCUCAGAGCUCACUUUUGUACAGGAAAUUGGCAGUGGCCAGUUUGGGUUGGUGCAUCUUGGCUACUGGCUUAACAAGGACAAGGUGGCCAUCAAAACCAUUCAAGAAGGGGCUAUGUCAGAAGAAGACUUCAUAGAGGAGGCUGAAGUCAUGAUGAAACUCUCUCACCCCAAACUGGUCCAGCUAUAUGGGGUGUGCCUAGAGCAGGCCCCCAUCUGCCUGGUGUUUGAGUUCAUGGAGCAUGGCUGCCUGUCGGAUUACCUGCGCAACCAGCGGGGGCUCUUUGCGGCCGAAACCCUGCUGGGCAUGUGCCUGGACGUGUGUGAGGGCAUGGCCUACCUGGAGGAGGCAUGUGUCAUCCACAGAGACCUGGCUGCCAGAAAUUGUUUAGUGGGAGAAAACCAAGUCAUCAAGGUGUCUGACUUUGGGAUGACAAGGUUCGUCCUGGAUGAUCAAUACACCAGUUCCACAGGCACCAAGUUCCCCGUGAAGUGGGCAUCCCCAGAAGUCUUCUCCUUCAGUCGCUACAGCAGCAAGUCAGAUGUGUGGUCAUUUGGUGUGCUGAUGUGGGAAGUCUUCAGCGAAGGAAAAAUCCCAUAUGAAAAUCGAAGCAACUCAGAGGUGGUAGAAGACAUCUCUAGUGGAUUUCGCUUAUACAAGCCCCGGCUGGCCUCCUCCAAUAUCUACCAGAUCAUGAAUCACUGCUGGAAAGAGAAACCAGAAGACCGGCCACCUUUCUGCAGACUCUUGAGUCAACUGGCUGAACUUGCAGAAUCAGGACUUUAGCGGAGACUCAGUGCCAGGCCGCGGGCUGCAGAUCCUGAAUGAGGGAAGCAGAUUCUCCGUUCAUAGAGCAUUAAGAGCUGGCACCAGCCCAGGACUCCCCAGAGGCGGCUGGCCUGCGGCACUGGUCCCCGAGCCGCUUCACAGGCAGCGCCCUGGCAGGGGCUGGCCCCCCGCCCCAGGCAGGAGGCUCGGCCACUGACGUGGGAGCAAAGCCUGGGCAGCAGCGAUGUCUCCACCCUCCUUCCAGCCUCUUAUCAUCGUGUGUGGUGCACAAACCGCAAUCUGACAGCUUUCAGGCAACAAUUCUUGCACUUCUUAGAGAAAAGGAGAGAUGGGGUAGAACGAUGGAUUAUUAUUUGUGUCAUUAGUUCAAACA
Suricata suricatta (meerkat) is the source of this 2384-nucleotide messenger RNA. RefSeq names its product IL2 inducible T cell kinase (gene ITK). The transcript is spliced from 17 exons. The record is from RefSeq and is a predicted model, not a curated record. Gene Ontology annotation, biological process: T cell receptor signaling pathway; peptidyl-tyrosine autophosphorylation; intracellular signal transduction. Gene Ontology annotation, molecular function: ATP binding; protein binding; non-membrane spanning protein tyrosine kinase activity. The coding region runs from base 146 to 2008 and encodes 620 amino acids. NCBI's taxonomy places the organism in Eukaryota, Metazoa, Chordata, Mammalia, Carnivora, Herpestidae.